Molecule: messenger RNA, 6653 nt
Organism: Periophthalmus magnuspinnatus
Lineage: Eukaryota; Metazoa; Chordata; Actinopteri; Gobiiformes; Gobiidae
Gene: hdac4
Product: histone deacetylase 4
Exons: 27
Coding region: 508-3765 (1085 amino acids)
Biological process (GO): chromatin organization; negative regulation of transcription by RNA polymerase II
Cellular component (GO): histone deacetylase complex
Molecular function (GO): histone deacetylase activity
Source: RefSeq, a predicted model, not a curated record
CAGCGCACGCACAUCACGUUGUGUAGUAGCAGAGCGCAGUUUGAUGAGCCUAACCCCGCCUUUUCUGUGAAUGCAGGGCCGCUCCAUGUGACGCUGGGGCUGGAACAAAAAUCCAGUAUGGCGGAAUCUGUCAGGAGAUGAUUUUUCCGCGGAGAAGAGCCCGUGAGACUGUGAAACGGGAGCGGAUCGGAGCUUUACGCACACAUGUUGGGACGCCUGGCCUCCUCCUGAGCUGCGGGACGUUGGGACGAGUGCGAGACAAUCUGCUGUGAUUGGAGCAGCCAAAUCACAAAGCCCAUGGGGAUUGGCUGGUGCUGCUGGACGUCUGUUUCCUGUUUCCAGCCUUGAGGGACCCCACACACACAUUACCGCACACUCGGACGCACACAGAGUCACAGACAGGUUAACACUGUCCCGGAUUCAGGCUUUUCCAAUCCUCCCGUCUCACACACACGAGCACUUGCCCCUGCCGUAGUCCCGUCCCGUCCAGCGCUUCACGUCUCAGCUAUGACCUCACACAGCCACACAGGAGAGGGGAUCCUGGGGAAGGAGCAGUCGCUGGACGUUUUGAAGACAUCAGCGCUCAACCACAUCCCAACAGUGGACAUAAACUCAGCUCUGCCGCUGCGCCUGCCCCCGGCUGCCAUCCCUAUGGACCUGCGUGUGGAGCAUUCGCCGCAGCAGGUGUCGGCCCUGUCGCCGCCCGGGCAGCAGGCCCAGAGCUCCGUGCUCGGGCCCCAGGGUGCCCCUGUGCUGGGGCCCCAGGGCGCCCCUGUACUGGGGCCCUCGCUCCGAGAGCAGCAGCUGCAGCAGGAGCUGCUCACCCUCAAGCAAAAGCAGCAGAUUCAGCGACAGAUCCUCAUCGCAGAGUUCCAGAGGCAACACGAACAGCUGUCCCGCCAACAUGAAGCCCAACUGCACGAGCACAUCAAGCAACAACAGGAACUACUGGCUUUGAAGCACCAACAGGAACUUUUGGAGCAUCAGAGGAAGAUGGAGAAUCACCGUUUGGAGCAGGAGUUGGAGAAGCAGCAGAGGGAGCAGAAGAUACAGCUGCUUAAGAACAAGGAGAGGGGGCAAGAGAGUGCAGUGGCCAGCACAGAGGUGAAGAUGCGUCUGCAAGAGUUUGUCCUCAAUAAGAAGAAGGCUCUGGCUCAGCGCAGUCUCAACCAAGGAGGUCUCCCUAAUGACGCCCCCUACUGGUACCGUAAAACUCAGCACAGCUCCCUGGACCAGAGCUCCCCUCCUCAGACGGGCAUGUCCACCUAUAACCACCCUGUGCUGGGCGUCUACAACCCACGAGACGACUUCCCCCUGAGGAAGACCGCCUCGGAGCCCAACCUGAAGCUGCGCUCGCGACUCAAGCAGAAGGUCACGGAACGCCGGAGCAGCCCACUACUGCGGCGCCGCGACAGUCCCAUAACCACGGCCAAGAAACGCUCGCUGGACAUAGCAGAUUCGGCGUGUAGCAGUGCACCCGGGUCAGGCCCGAGCUCUCCCAAUAACAGCUCCAACAACAUCCCCAAUGAGAACGGCAUCACUGUGUCCAUGUCCAACAGCACUGAGGCGUCGCUGGCCCAGAGGCUUUGCAAUGCAGAGCGCGGUUCCAUCAGCCAACUGUCCCUCUACACCUCGCCAUCUCUACCCAACAUCACCCUCGGCCUGCCAGCUACAGCGACGGCCACUGCUGCCUCCAACGUGACUUCAGCCCAGCAGGAGGUGGGGCUACAGCCGGCCCUCUCGCUCAGCCCUCCCUUCCUCACAGGUGGCCACUUGACCCCCUACCUGGAGGCCGGUGCUGGGACAGGGCACAGCGGGCACAGUCCUCUCCUCCAACACAUGGUGCUGAUGGAGCAGAGCCCAGCGCAGAGCCCCCUGGUGACAGGUGUGAGCGGUCUGUCCAUGUCGCCGGCCGCCUCCAUGGCCAAACUGCAGCGGCAGCACCGGCCCCUGGCCAGGACCCAGUCUGCCCCUCUGCCCCAGGGCAGUGCCCAGGCCCACGCCCAGGCCCUGGCCCUGCAGCAGCUCGUGGUGCAGCAACAGCACCAGCAGUUCCUCGAGAAGCACAAGCAGCAGUUCCAACAGCAGCAGCUGCACAUCAACAAGAUCAUGUCAAAGCCCAGUGAGUCUCCGGUCGGCCGCCAGCACCAGAGCCACCCCGAGGAGACGGAGGAGGAGCUGAGGGAGCACCAGGACCUGCCACUAGGGGUCACCAUCAAACAGGAACCGCCAGACCCCCAGGAGGAGGAGGCGCUACAGCAGCACCGAGAACAAGAGCUCAUCUUCAGACAGCAGGCCUUGUUGUUGGAGCAGCAGCGUAUCCACCAGCUGAGGAACUACCAGGCGUCCAUGGAGGCGGCCGGUCUGUCCAUGUCCUUCCCCGGACACAGGCCCCUCUCCCGGGCGCAGUCCUCCCCCGCCUCGGCCUCCUCGUUUCCCAUCAGCGUCCCGGCUCCAGACCCACCCACCAAACCACGUUUCACUACAGGGCUGGUGUACGACUCCCUGAUGCAGAAGCACCAGUGCAUGUGCGGGAACACCAACAGCCACCCGGAGCACGCAGGACGCAUCCAGAGUAUAUGGUCCAGACUGCAGGAGACGGGGCUCAGGGCGCAGUGUGAGUGUAUCCGAGGGAGGAAGGCCACGCUGGAGGAGCUGCAGACGGUUCACUCUGAAGCCCACGUCCUGCUCUACGGCACCAACCCUCUCCGACAGAAACUUGACUGUUCAAUCACUCCGAUGUUCGUUCGACUGCCAUGUGGAGGAGUCGGGGUGGACAGUGACACUAUUUGGAACGAGGUCCAUUCGUCCAGUGCAGCUCGACUGGCUGUGGGCUCUGUGGUGGAGCUGGUUUUUAAAGUCGCCACUGGAGAACUUAAGAAUGGCUUUGCUGUGGUCCGCCCGCCCGGUCACCACGCGGAGGAAAGCACUCCCAUGGGCUUCUGCUACUUCAACUCUGUGGCCAUCGCCGCCAAACUCCUGCAGCAAAGACUCAACGUCAACAAGAUCCUCAUCGUCGACUGGGAUGUUCACCACGGCAACGGCACCCAGCAGGCGUUCUACGACGACCCCAAUGUGCUUUACUUAUCCAUCCAUCGCUAUGACGACGGCAACUUCUUUCCCGGCAGCGGCGCUCCCGAUGAGGUGGGCAGUGGUCCCGGCGUCGGGUUUAAUGUCAAUGUUGCCUUCACUGGAGGAUUAGACCCCCCCAUGGGAGACGUGGAGUAUCUGGCAGCCUUCAGGACAGUGGUGAUGCCCAUAGCCAACGAGUUUGGCCCCGACAUCGUGCUGGUGUCGUCUGGGUUUGACGCAGUGGAAGGACACCCCCCUCCCCUGGGCGGCUACACUCUCACGUCCAAAUGUUUUGGUUAUCUGACGCGGCAGCUCAUGAGUCUGGCUGGAGGUCGUGUGGUGUUGGCUCUGGAGGGGGGUCACGACCUCACCGCCAUCUGUGACGCAUCUGAGGCUUGCGUGGCUGCGCUGCUCGGACAAGAGCUGGACCCUCUGCCAAAGGCCGUGCUGGAGCAGAGGCCCAACGCCAACGCUGUUCGCUCUUUAGAGAAAGUCGUGGAGACGCACAGUAAGUACUGGCGCUCUGUGCAUCGCUACUCCCCGCGGCUCGGCCUGUCUCUGCUGGAGGCCAAACGUGGAGACUCAGAGGAGGCUGAGGCCGUCAGCGCCAUGGCCUCUCUGUCUGUGGCCAACUCCAACGCCAUGGACCACAGGCCGGAGGAAGAGCCCAUGGAGGAGGAGGAACCACUGUAACAGAGGAACCACGAGGGUGUCACACUGUAACCUUUGACCUCUGCGCAGAAUGUCUCUUUGAGCUGCGAAGAGUCGACUGAUCCCUUCAUUUAGUCCCACCCACUCACCCGUCAGUCACCUUGAUUGGCGAACCCUGGGUUUCUCCAAAACCAGGGAGAGGGGAGGUGGGCUCAGCCUCAGAGUAGGGAGCCAAUCAGGAGACAGAGGACUGACCUGGAGAAAAAACAUUACACAUAAGGCGUUGCUUGGCAGCAUUGGCUUCGUAGAGACACUCAUUUUCUGUCGGCGUUGGCCCGACUUUAGCCCGGCGCUGACCGUGUUGUGGUCAUGUGACGUGCGAGCCAGCAGGCCCACGAGUGAGGUGUGGACAGAAACAUACGGUGCUUUACGCUGCCACAUGGACAGCCUUUUUCUCACAGACUCAGAGCUUACUUUACCUGAUUCCUUCACUGUGGACUUUGGGCGGCCGAAGCUCUAGUAGGCCUUUACAAAGACUUGACCAUGUGGUGAGACUGCCACCUCAUGGCACCAGCCUGUCAUUGCAGAGGGUAUUUGACGAAUGCGAGGAGUGCCUUGGCGAGGGUCCGCUGGAUUUCAGGAUUGUUCAGGAAAAGAUUGCCUUAAGUUCAAAGAUUUCUCUGGGAAUCUUUAGCGAGGAAAGGAGACAGUUAGUUUCCAGUCUUAGAAUGACAAAAAUUAAGCAAACAAUCUUUGAGCAUGUUUACUUGGAAUGUGACGAAGACAUUUGUGUCUGUCACAGCCUCUCUUGAAGAAUUACUUUACUUUUGGAUGGAUCUAUUUUUCUGUAAAAAAGACAGCGCUUUGUAAAGGUAGUUGCCAGCUUCAGUAGAUAAACAAAAGGUGCAAACAUGGAAAACUUCUAAACGGAAAUUAGACUGAACGCAGCCUUUUAUGUAGCCUCCCUUUAACUGAAGUCACCGCUUUGUAAAACACAUAAGCAUGCAUUAGAGCAGAGAGCCACUAGUGACGCAGGAUUCAUGAAUGUCAUCCAAAAGAGACGAGAGAAGCCAAAGCAUGAGUUUGCAUUUACAACAGUACUUUAUCUGGCAGGGUGACCGGCCCUUUAAGAGAAGGCUUCAGAACCAGUUCAAUGUUUACCAGUCAAAUCUUCACAGAUCAAGUGAGCAUUUCUUUACAGCCCCCAUGCUUUGCCCGUUGGCAACUACCUUGGUUACUAGUGUGAACUAAACAUUAGUCAUGUAUAUUGAAUUGAAUAUAUUUUGAAAAGGUGGUCGGUACUGCCUGUUUGUAACUACAUUGUAUGAUUUCCACAUUCACUUUGCCAUGUUUCGAUAUCAGCUGUGUUUGGUAAGCGUGUCCACUUUUUAUUUUUAUCGUACAAGAUUAUUUUUCUAAAUGUUUUUUCAUCCAUAGAUCAGUUCUGUGUUUUUAUCCGUUUUCUGGAUAGUAAUAGGGCUGCCAUUCAUACACUUAGUCACAUGAAGACUUUCUUUCUUGUAUUUAUCGAAAAACAAAACACUUUGUUUCUACGGCUCUCGGCCUUUUCUGCAUUUUCAUCACUUGUGUAUUUAUAACAUGUACUGUUUAUAGGAGAUUUGUAUAUGGAAAAUUUAUAAAUGUACUCUAACUAAUGACAGCUAUGAUAUUGUGAGCGGAACAGUUUGGUGUACGAUAUUACUCCGUGAAAACUCUGCACAUUAACUCUACAUCGACUGCGCUGUUUAAAGGGGCCCUCAGUGACGUUCAUGGAGCUGAAACAGACUUUUUUCACUAAAGGAUUGAUCACUUUGUUGCCUAACUGAUCCUUGACUCUUGUGCAUGAGCGAUAUGCACUCACCUUUAGACUGUGACCACAUCAAGCAUUCGACUAAAGGGAGCUUUGACCGCCAUUUUCAUGUAGCUGGCUGAGUUUGUCUCCUUAAGCAGAGGGAGGGACGGGAGAUACAGGAGGCUGCGGAAACAUUGGCCAAUCACAAGCCUCCGUUUGAGCAUGUGUUGCACUAUCAUAACACCACAUUCUUUUUUCCUCGCCAAAUUUGUUUGUUUUUUUUCAAAUUCACCAGUUGCCAUGAAUUCCAUGAACGUUUGCCAUGUCGAGUGAGGACGUUCACGUUUCUUUUACAUUUUUAUAUCUAUUUCAGACUUGAGUUGCUCUUUUACAUGUCUGACAGAACAUUCCACUCGUUAGUCAUUUGAUUUGGCUCUUUUUUAAAAACACAAAUUUAAGGUUUUUUGUAGAAACUUUAUAACUACUCCGAUGUCUGUUUAUUUGCUGUCUGCUCGCGCCAACUUAAACUCUUUGCAUGGUUUGUGAGUCAGCAUGCCUGCUUGUCUAUGUAACAAAUGUAUUUGCACAACAGAAGAACAUUGGAGGACUUAGAGAGCCUCCCCACGGGCAACUCAACCGCGGCAUCCGGCGGUUUUUUUUCCCCGGUGCCCAAACAAUUCAAAAAGACUUUGUCCAAAUGACUCCACUAAGAAAGGUUUGAUAUUGUUCUUACUAAAUAUCGUUUCCAAUAAGUGAUUUUAAUGAUUCAGCACUUAUUUCAUGUAUGGACUGUGUUAAAGAGAAAACGCUCUGCCAAACCUCUGCUCUACUCACCUUUAAAAGACUCCCAAAGAAUGUUCACUUUCAAAGAUUUUAAAACGGGCACUACUACGGCAACUUAAAGGUGUGAUAUUGUUAAGUUUGCGAAGGGCAUCGUUUGAUUGUCAUACCCACCUCGGCCAGUUCUAUAUAUAACCACUGUGGCUCAAGAGCAAUUCUUGGUUUACAUGUAAAUGAAAAAAAGUUAUAUUUUGUUUGUUGUUUGUCUCUCUUGAUGAAAAUUGUUUCUUUGGGACCUACGCUUUGGACAUUUCAUCUCUGACAUCAUCUACAAAAUAUAUUUCUGAAAAUACACUAA